AUGAGAAAGAAGGAAAAGAUUGGUGUAGCCUUUGCCAUGAGCUUGGGUAUAUUUGCCGGCGCAGCCGCAAUCGUCAAAACCUGCUACCUAGUGAAGCUUUCAGAGAAGGCUGACUUUACCUGGGAAAUGACCCCGUUGCUCAACUGGGCCGCGGUCGAGUGUGCCCUUGCCAUUAUUGCCGGCGCGAUUCCGACCUUGAAACCGCUCCUCACAAAAGUCUUCCCAACGUCAACCUCGCAAGAAAGCUACAACAUGCUCCCGCCGCGCGCAACCUACGAGAAGAGAAGGAUUAAAUUCGACACCUCAAUCUAUGCCACGCAGACCGACCCUGCGACAAAAACGCGCGAUAACAGCAGCCAGCAGUCGAUUCUCCCAGCUGCGCAAGACAACAAGAUCAACCUGACCACAGAGGUCUCUGUGUCAUACAAGGCCAACGCCCCUAACGAUAGCGUCUGAGCUGCGAGGGUCAAAAGUGGUCUGUGGAUUUCGGGUAUUAGAUUCGAUUGCAUGUGGCGCUGGAAACUAUUUCCGCAAUUAAUGGGAUUUUUAGUUGGAUAUACCAACUAAUAAAAGCACGGAAUCGCCUCAGUUUCGGUUACCUUGUGAUACUUCCAAAAGAAUCCAUGAUUUCAUAUUGAAAGUCCUCGCUGUGUCCUCUUACUAUCAUAUAUAUCAUCCGGCUCA
Aspergillus calidoustus is the source of this 684-nucleotide messenger RNA. NCBI's taxonomy places the organism in Eukaryota, Fungi, Ascomycota, Eurotiomycetes, Eurotiales, Aspergillaceae. The record is from the annotation of a GenBank genome assembly.